Messenger RNA from Hemibagrus wyckioides, 3956 nucleotides. It is a transcript of the gene abi2a, whose product is annotated as abl-interactor 2a. The coding region runs from base 85 to 1788 and encodes 567 amino acids. NCBI's taxonomy places the organism in Eukaryota, Metazoa, Chordata, Actinopteri, Siluriformes, Bagridae. Gene Ontology annotation, cellular component: lamellipodium. Gene Ontology annotation, molecular function: SH3 domain binding. The transcript has 12 exons. The record is from RefSeq and is a predicted model, not a curated record.
GUGUGUGUUUGCGCGCGCGCGCGUAUGUGUGAGUGUGCGUACGUGAAAAAAACCCUAGCCGUAAAAAAAAAAAAGAUGUAAAAGAUGGCGGAGCUACAGAUGCUCCUGGAGGAAGAAAUUCCUGCUGGACGGAGAGCUUUACUGGACAGUUUCACCAACCUUGAAAGAGUCGCUGAAUACUGCGAAAGUAAUUACGUCCAGUCUCCAGAUAAGCACAGAGCACUAGAAGAAACAAAAAACUACACAACUCAGUCUCUGGCCAGUGUUGCGUACCUGAUCAACACACUCGCCAAUAAUGUGCUGCAGAUGCUGGAUAUCCAGGCGUCACAACUACGCCGCAUGGAGUCAUCAAUCAACCACAUUUCACAGACAGUGGAUAUACACAAGGAGAAGGUAGCAAGAAGGGAGAUUGGCAUCCUAACAACCAAUAAAAACACCUCCCGCACCCACAAAAUUAUCGCUCCAGCCAAUCCUGAGCGCCCGGUGCGAUACAUACGGAAACCUAUCGACUACAAUGUGCUGGAUGAUAUUGGCCAUGGAGUAAAGUGGUUGCUUAGGUUCAAGGUUGGGAAUCAGAGCAUGAAGAUGGGGGGUCUUCCACGGACCACCCCUCCAACACAAAAACCUCCAAGCCCUCCAAUGCCUGGAAAGGGAACCAUAGGGAGACACUCUCCGUACAGGACACUGGAACCAGUGCGUCCUCCUGUGGUUCCUAAUGAUUAUGUCCCCAGCCCGACACGCAACAUGGCACCUGGGCAACAGCAGAGUCCUGUGCGCACUGCAUCACUGAACCAGAGGAACCGCACAUAUAGUGGGAGUAGCGGAGGCAGCCAUCCAAGCAGUCGCAGCAGCAGUCGAGAAAACAGUGGGAGUGGCAGUGUGGGAGUGCCCAUCGCCGUGCCCACUCCCUCCCCCCCUAAUGCAUUUCCAGCCUCUGUGGCUGGGGCCACCAGCUGUUCUUCUGCUUCACUUAACUCCACCCAACCUUCUGCUGCCUGUUCUAAGUCUACCCCCACCCAGUCCUUAACCAAUCUUACUGUUCCUACUGAGCUUUCCCCCAUUAUCCCCCCUGCCACUGAGGCCAUAGCCGACUCCACUUCUUCCUCUCAACCCAUUAGUCCUGCUGCAGUUACUGCCUCCUCCUCUGCCUCCUCCUCCUCAUCUUCCUCUACCUCUACUACCCCAGCACCAGGCACUGCCCCUCAGUUUUACAGUAUGAAUAGGCCUGUACCCAGACAGAUCACGCCCCCUGUUGGUGGCUCUCUGCCUUACCGCCGCACACCCUCUGUCAGCAGCCAGUCCACUAUGCCUGCCAGCCAGCAAAAUGGAGGACCUUACUACAACCAGGGCCAAGUGGCACCCCCUCCCCCCUCCAUCCUGCAGAUUACUCCUCAGCUCCCUCUCACAGGCUUCGUGGCUCGAGUUCAGGAGACCAUUUCAGAUGCUCCACCUCCACCGCCUCCAACAGAGGAGAGUAUGUUUCAAGAAGUGCAGCCUCCUCCUCCACCUCUGGAGGAUUAUGAAGAAGAAGAAGAGUCCUCAGUGGUGGAAUACAGUGACCCGUAUGCCGAGGAAGACCCGCCUUGGGCUCCAUGUGCUUACGUAGAGAAAGUGGUAGCAAUCUAUGACUACACACAAGACAAAGAGGAUGAACUGUCAUUCCAGGAAGGCGCAAUCAUCUAUGUUAUCAAGAAGAAUGAUGAUGGUUGGUAUGAGGGUGUGAUGAAUGGCAGUACUGGACUCUUCCCUGGUAACUACGUGGAGUCCAUCAUGCACUACACAGAGUGAUGCUUGAACCAGUGCGGUCAGCAUUAAAGCUAACACAUAUGGGUCUUCACACCAGACAGCAGUUACAGCAGAUUGUUUAGAUCAAUUGUUCAAGCAGGAGUGAUAGUCAUUUGUGAGAAGAGCAAACUACAGUGGUCAGGAAAUUAGAGUGGACCAUAUCGGCUUUUCACCAGAGGGGAAGACAUGCAAUAUUAGAGUAUGAUAAAAUGUACUAACAAUAAAAUCUUGUUACUCUUAUGUUUGAUGAAGUAUUUGGAGCACAACCACUAUUUUUUGUGUUUUGAGAAGAAAAGAUAUGAAGUAGUUUUCUCAUUGAAGAUAAGAUUCAUAUUUUAAAGCUGGCACUGCUUUAAAAAAAAAAAAAAAACUGAAUAUGCUCUCUCUACUUUUUACAUAAACUUGUAUGUUUUAUUCUCAGAUGUCCUGGAAGUUUUACAAACACUUAUAGGUUUACAGAGGUUUUAGUUGAAAGCAGAUGAAAAAGGGAAAAAUGCUACACCCAUAUUCUGCAGGAGCGCUGACUGUUGUCGAAUGUUCAACAGACUGUUAUAGAAUAAUUAAUGGAGGUAAAGACAGGAUAUAUCUAGUUCAUGCAUAUGGAAAUUGCUAUGCUAUAAUGUGUGUAUUAAUGGAUUUAAUCCUUAAGCAGGGACUAGUUAUAUGACUUGGAUGUUAUUUAACUCCCUGAGCUGCCAUUUGACAUAACAAGAUUCUAGGUAAUAUUCCAACCCAGGAUAUAGAGGAUGGUAGCUUUAAUAGUUUCACAUUCUUGUAAGAAGAACAAUUAGUUCUAGGUAGACGCAAAGGAGAAACGAUGAACAAAUGAUGCUAAUUUGCAGGACGGGGCAGGAAGAUGCUUUUCCCUGAGCAGUGUUACAUUAGGCAGAUUACAGUCACACAUCUCAGCAGCAGAAUGCACCAUGGUAAGAAAUUGGAAAUUCCUAAAGCAUUCAGUUUGUUAGAGUGAACAUUAUUUUUUCCUUUUUUUAAAAAAAAAAAAAUCAUAUAUACAUAUUAUGUACCGAUGCUAACAAACUAGCCAAUUUGAGUUUUGAUAUGAUGUGUAGUGCUACAUAAAUUGCAUGCUCAAUAAAACGAUCAUAUUUUAAUUUAGCAUUUUUUUUUUAACCUUUCAAUUUAAUUAUAUAGUCAAUUCCUCAGCAAUAGUUUAUGCUUUUACUGAGAGAAUUUCCACAGUGUGAAUUUGCAUUUGGGUGCCAACAAAGUGUGUUUAAACGGAUUUUUUGUGCCAUAUUGUAACAUUGAAAUGCUUAUGUAAUGCCUGACAAUUCUGCUCACCAUUACUUCAUCCCGUGUACGUCCCAUUAACUUUCUGAAAAGAUUUUGCUGAUGUUCAGCUCUAGAUUACUGCAGGGAUGAGUAAUGUUCCCCACACCAUGCAUUUCAGAUUGUGUGUGAAAAGGAAAAGGGCAGACCAUACACAAGGUUGAGGAGCAAUAAAAUGGCAGCACAGUUCUAUUCCUUAUAAGGACUUGCAAUAAUACCUGGUGAAAUGAUGUGUUUAAAGAUGUUAAUUUUAUAUUUGCGCAGUAUUUGAGAGCACAUAGCUUUGCAGCUGGGAUGAAAACUGCUUUGUUUUGGCAGGCAGGCAGGCUUGUUGAUAUUAAAAGUAGAAAUAAAAGAUGGGACUGUUACUGUCUUAAAACCGAACACAACAUGAGUUUAGUUUUGCCGUUUCUAGAGAUUUCCAGAACUUAUACAGUUGUGCAUCGACUGCAGGUAUAUAAAUAACAAUAUAAAUAUAUAUAUUUCUAUUUUCAUGUGCGUGAGUGCAACUGUGCCGGUGCAACUGUGUUAGUGUGCUGCAGUUUUCCUUUAGAAUGUGCUUAUAAAGUGAAUUAAUUUGGUAUUUGCAUGCUGCUGUUCUGUGCAUUUCUUCACAUGUAUGAGUAAUCAUGCUGUUUUAGGACCUUUGUCACUCUUACUUGGGCAGCAGUCUUGUCUGCUCUGAAGCUAAAACACUAAUGCACAAGUGUGAUGAAUGUCACAAACGGCACUUAACACAAACCUGUAAAAUGGGACCACUUAUCAUUAUAGCUCACUAUUUUGGAGGGCAUCAUCCAGACCAAAAAAAAACAAACAAAACAAAUACACAAGAACAAACUCAGAUGGAUUUAACUGUAUGACAAUAAAACCAUUGGAGCUGA